Molecule: messenger RNA, 3465 nt
Organism: Parasteatoda tepidariorum (common house spider)
Lineage: Eukaryota; Metazoa; Arthropoda; Arachnida; Araneae; Theridiidae
Gene: Caf1-105
Product: chromatin assembly factor 1, p105 subunit
Biological process (GO): nucleosome assembly; DNA replication-dependent chromatin assembly
Cellular component (GO): CAF-1 complex; nucleus
Molecular function (GO): protein binding
Source: RefSeq, a predicted model, not a curated record
GGUUAUUUAUGUUUUUAACUUCAUUCAACAACCUUUAAACCCAUUAAAAACCAAUUUUUCUCCUUUCCUUCCUCCAUAUAUUUAAAAAAUGAAGUGUAAAAUUCCUCAAAUUGCAUGGCAUGAACGUGAACCUGUCUUAAGUGUAGAUUUUCAACCAUUAAAAGGGAAUCAUUUUCGUUUGGCUAGUGGGGGAUCUGAUAAAUUGGUUUUGAUAUGGUAUGUCACUUUUUCAGAUGAAACAGGUAUAAACAUUAAGUUUCAUUCAGAGUAUGAUCGCCAUUUAACACCAGUAAACAUUGUCCGUUUCGCACCUACUGGCAAUCUGCUUGCUUCUGGAGAUGAUGAUGGUACAUUGAUUUUAUGGAAAUUGAAAGAGCAUGAAAAUGAAGACGAAGAAAAAUGGAUCCCUCUCAAAGUUUUAAGCAGCCGAUCAAAAGAUAUAUAUGAUAUCAGUUGGUCGGCUGAUGGUAAUUAUUUGAUAUCUGCAUCUACAGAAAACAGAGCUGUUAUGUGGGACAUGCAAAGCUUUCAAGUUCUGCAUGUCUUCUCUGAUGCUAAAGGCUAUGUUCAAGGUGUUUCAUGGGAUCCUUUAAAUAAAUAUAUGGCCUCAUUGAGUGCAGAUCGCUCAUUGAGGGUAAUGAGCAUCAAAUCGAAAAGGACUGUUAAUAAAAUUCGAUAUGCUCCAAGGCCCGUAGGUGCUGACAAAGGUAUUGCUCGUGUUCAUUUAUUUCAUGAUGAUACCCUGAAAUCUUACUUCAGACGGCUUAGUUUUACUCCAGAUGGAGAACUGUUGAUUGUUCCAUCUGGAAUCCUUCCUAAAGAUGGGAAAACUGUGAACACAACUUAUAUUUUUUCCAGACACUCGUUAGCUGAGCCAGUGGCUCAUUUGCCGUCAGGUGAUAAGUACACCGUCGCUGUUAGAUGCAAUCCUCAUUUGUAUAAAUUGCGGAGCUCUGAAGAUAAAGAAAACCGAAAAUCUAAAUGCCUGAUAGAUUUGCCGUAUCGAAUGGUAUUUGCUGUUGCUACAAGUGAUUCAGUCUUGAUUUAUGAUACUGAACAAUUGGUGCCAGUGGCGUGCAUAUCAAAUAUUCAUUAUACACAUAUAACUGAUUUGUCAUGGUCCAUAGAUGGGCGUAUUCUUAUCGCAUCAUCAUCUGAGGGUUAUUGUUCAUUUAUUACAUUUUGUGAAGAAGAGCUAGGGGAGAUAUAUGAACCGCCUCCACCAGAAACUCCUAAAACAGAAGAGCACGUAAAAGAAAUCAAACAGUCGAUUACCAAAUCAGAUGAUGCUUCUACUAAGCCUGAUGCAUGUUUGAAACCGAAUGAUGUCACUGCUAAACCCAAUGAUGUUAUUGUUAAGUCCAUUGAUACUACGGUGAAACCUAUUUCUAAUGCAAAUGAAAUUGUACCUGGAUCUCCUAUGCCACCUGAUACAAAAUCUGCAGUUUCUCCAAAAAGUGUUAUAAGCCCAAUACCGGUUAAACCUAAAAGACCAAAACUAACCAUUGAAAGCUUUUUCAAAUCUCCGAAAACUAAUCCUUUACCAUUAGAACAAGUAACUCAACCUUUAAAAGAUAUACCAAGUACCAAUAAGAUGUCUUCAAGUGAUGUUCAAUCCAAAGCUGAAAGUUCUCUAAAGGACAAAGAUAUUGAAUUCAAAGAGCCAAGUUUAAAAAGUACGCCGUUAAGCAAACAAAUUGUUAAAGAUUCAAAUAUCCCUGGCAAUGUAGAGGUAGCUAGCAAUGAUAGUGAUUCUAUUGAAAUUGUAUUUGAUACCAAGGUUUUUCAAAAGGAACCAAAAUGUAAACUUCAACUUAAUUUUGCAAAUAAAAUAAACAACGACAGUGUUGCGAAUGAAAUUUCGGAAAUGGAUCUUGGUGAAGUGGCUCCUGUUGAUUCGAUUCAUGAUUCGGCAGAAAGUGUUUUGAUUACAGCCGACAAUGAUUGGAAACUAGAGUUGUCACAGAGUGAAACGAUAACACCCAUGGAUGUUUCAGAACCCGGUACAUCUGAGGAGGUUAAAAUUAAACCUGAUGAGAAAGAAACUACUCCUAAACCAAAGCAGAGUGAAACAAUAACACCCAUGGAUGUUUUACAGCCUGGUACAUCUAAAGAGGUUGAAAUUAAACCUGAUGAGAAAGAAACUACUCCUAAACCGAAGCGACGAGUUGGAUUUGUAACUUUGUCAAAAACUGUCUCCACAACUCUUCCUAAACUUUGAAUGUUAAUUGAAUUUAUUUUUUUUUAAAAACUUAUAUUCAUUGCGUUACUUAUAUUUGAUAUUGUAUAUAUUUUUUUAGUAUGUUUUGCCCAAAAAAUUAUUAAAUCAUUAGGUAGGUAAAUAUCAAUAGUUUGUUUCAAUAACAUUUGUGUUAUUCAAAGAACUUCUGUUGUUAACAUUAAUCUCCGUUCCUGAAAUUUGAAUUUUAAAAGUAAAUAUAUCUAUUUUGAAAAAAAGAUUUUUUUUCUUUUAUAUUUCUGAAAUUUUUAAUAUUCUAUUCUGAUGUCCACCAAUUUAUUUGACAGUUUAAUAAACUGUCAAAUAAAUUGGUGGACAUCAGUAUUUUCAAACUCAAUAACAUUUGAUAUUCAAAGAACUAGUGUUUUUAACAUUAUUUAAAUUUUAAAAAUUUGCUUUUGUUACAUAAGGGUAAGAAUUUUGUUUAAUUGCUUAGUUAAACUACAAAAUUUAUACUUUUUUGUUAAAUAUUCAUAUUAAUCUUAUUGCUAUAGUUAUGGGUAUUAUUAGUAAUGUCUCAAAUAUAAUAUAUUUAGAUAUGCAUACACAAAAUCGCGAACACUGAUUUCACGAAAUUUGUCAUCAUCGUGGAAAACUUUUUAGUAUUACUCAUAAAGGAAGAUAACAGUUCCACGGUCAAUAUUUUUUUGUACUAUUACUUCUAGUAAGAUGAAUAGCUCUUAAAAAAAAAAAGAUAUCUAUGUUUUGAAAAGUGGUUCUUUUAAGAAAUAUUUAUUUGAUUAAAAAAAAUUGCUAAAUUUAAAGAAAUAAAUGCUGCUAUGCAUACUAAUCAAUGUGUUUUUGUAAAACUUAAAACCCUUAUGUAAAAUUCAGUGAUUUUCAAACUAAUUUCAUCAAAAUUAGAUGGCAAUGAAAAAGUAACUAUUAACAAGAAUCAAUUGCUUGCAGAAAGUUUUUCAUUUUUAUCUGAGUCUUGUUGAUACAGUAACUGCUAACUAACAUACAAUUAAAGCUCAGUUUUUAAAAUUGGAUUUUAUUUUAUUUUCUUUCAUAAUUAUAGCAUAAAAUUUUUCAACCUUUUUAGUUGAUAUUUGUCACCUAGUUCAAAAUGUUAGACAAAAACAUUCUGCUACUAGAUCAUAGUGAUACUAUAAUCUCAAUUCCUGAUAUGGACAUUUCAAUGUAGUAAAUUGUUUUCAUUUUACUGUUAGCUGUUUUACAAAAUGUUUUUCAGUAGAUUUAUAAAUAAAACUUAAAAUAUUGAA